Molecule: messenger RNA, 726 nt
Organism: Pipistrellus nathusii (Nathusius's pipistrelle)
Lineage: Eukaryota; Metazoa; Chordata; Mammalia; Chiroptera; Vespertilionidae
Source: the annotation of a GenBank genome assembly
AUGGGCGCCAAGCAGAGCGGCCCGGCCGCCGCUAACGGCCGCACCCGCGCGUACUCGGGCUCCGACGUACCUUCCGGCAGCGGCGGCGGCGGCGGCGGCGCCAAUGGGACCGCGGGCGGCGGCGGGGCGCGGGCCGCGGCCGCCGGGAGGCUGCCGGCUCCGGGGCCGGGCGCGCACCAGCCCAGCGCCUCGGGCGGCGCCGCGGCGGCCCCGGCGGCCCCGCGCAGCCGCUCUCUCGGCGGGGCCGGGGGCGCUGGGGCGCCGGGGGCCCGCGCCGCGCAGUCCUCCCUCAGCAUCCCCCACAGCAGCGGCGGCCAGUACGGCUCGCAGGACUCGGUGCACAGCAGCCCGGAGGACGGCGGCGGCAGCGGCGGCGGCAGGGACCGGCCGACGGGCGGGGGCCCCGGCGGGCCGCGCCUGGUCAUCGGCUCACUCCCGGCUCACCUCUCGCCGCACUUGUUUGGAGGAUUUAAGUGCCCUGUAUGCUCAAAAUUUAUACCGUCAGAUGAAAUGGAUUUACAUCUUGUGAUGUGUUUAACAAAGCCAAGAAUAACCUAUAAUGAGGAUGUCCUGAGUAAAGACACUGGGGAAUGUGCGAUCUGCCUGGAAGACCUGCAGCAGGGGGACACGAUAGCACGGCUGCCUUGUCUGUGCAUCUACCAUAAAGGCUGCAUAGAUGAAUGGUUUGAAGUAAAUAGAUCUUGCCCUGAGCACCCUUCAGAUUAA